Messenger RNA from Trichogramma pretiosum, 1147 nucleotides. Its product is annotated as sulfotransferase 1C4-like. The transcript has 5 exons. Gene Ontology annotation, cellular component: cytoplasm. The record is from RefSeq and is a predicted model, not a curated record. The coding region runs from base 11 to 1000 and encodes 329 amino acids. Gene Ontology annotation, biological process: sulfation. Gene Ontology annotation, molecular function: sulfotransferase activity. Lineage: Eukaryota; Metazoa; Arthropoda; Insecta; Hymenoptera; Trichogrammatidae.
AAUAGUGAAAAUGGAUCUUGAUAAUAUUUUGUCAUUGAGUAUAUCUCCAGAAGUGCCCAUUAGAUACAUGAAUUAUCAUGGCAUGUUUGUACCUGAUUCUUAUCAAUUGAUUGCUGAUUCUAUAGAAAAUUUUCAAAUAAGAGAUGAUGACGUUUGGGUUUGCAGUUUUCCCAAAGCAGGAACUACUUGGACUCAGGAAAUGGUUUGGAAUAUUGGAAACAACUUUGAUCCGAAUAUGGCUAAAACCCCAUUACCUAUUAAAUUUCCAUUUGUAGAAUUUACAGGAACUACAACGACAGGUUGGAUAUCGCUAAAUAAAGCAGAUUCAACUUUUCCUGAUCAUAUGUCAAAAAGUGUCGAAUAUGCUGCUAAUUUGCCAAGCCCAAGAUUUCUCAAAACACACUUACCAUUCAACUUACUACCUAAGCAAUUGCGCACCAGAGAAAAGAAAUCUAAAAUGAUAUAUGUAGCUAGAAAUCCAAAAGAUGUCUGCAUUUCAUAUUACCAUCAUUACAAGUUACUCGAAGGUUAUUGCAGUACGUUUGAGAAUUUCAGUAAAUUAUUUUUAGGAGAUAAAGUUUACUAUGCACCAUUUUGGGACCACGUAAUCAGCUACUGGGAUAACAAGGAAAACAAUGACAUUUUAUUUCUCACCUACGAAGAUAUGAAAAAAGAUCUCGGCUCGGUGAUAAAGCAAACGGCGGCUUUCUUGAACAAGUCGCCCAUGAGUCCGGAACAAUUGCGCAGACUGAAGGAGCAUUUGAGCUUCGACAGCAUGAAAAAGAAUCCAGCCGCCAAUUACGAGAACGCUGCCGAGUCGAUAAAUGCGUCCAAGAUUUUCGGCGAAAAUUUCAAGGCCGAAGGCGUGUUCAUUCGCAAAGGCGAGUACGGACAAUGGAAAAGUUUUAUGAGCCCGGAGCUUAUCGAGAGAUUCGACGAAUGGACAAAAUUGAAGCUCGAAAAUCAUCGAGAUUUAUUCGACAGAAUGAAUCAAAUAUAAGUGCUUUUAUUUAACAGAGUCAUAUCGAUCAAAAACCAGGCUAUUAUUAUUCUUUAUUCUAGUAUAAAAUUACCCCAUUGAAGUACCUCGUUGAAAAGUUUAAUCCCUUUUUAUUGCAAUACAAGAAUGUAUAUUUUGAUAAAAAAC